Molecule: messenger RNA, 4607 nt
Organism: Oncorhynchus nerka (sockeye salmon)
Lineage: Eukaryota; Metazoa; Chordata; Actinopteri; Salmoniformes; Salmonidae
Product: ephrin-B1-like
Exons: 5
Coding region: 790-1938 (382 amino acids)
Biological process (GO): axon guidance; ephrin receptor signaling pathway
Cellular component (GO): plasma membrane
Molecular function (GO): ephrin receptor binding
Source: RefSeq, a predicted model, not a curated record
GAGAGGCGCAAAGCGGGGGACGUCUGGUUCCAAGCAGUGAACGAGAGAGAGACAGAGGAGGGAGAGAGAGCAAGUCCUGACCCGUGGUAGACUAGACCACUUCUAACUAUGAGUCCCUCGUCUACCAGCCUACUGUACAAUAAAUAACUCUAGACUCAGGGACAAAGAGGACAUUGCUAAAGCCAGGCCUACUGCUGCGUGGUGGGCAUCCGGGCAGUGCAUGCACGAAUACAUGCUCCAGCUCAAUUGGACCUCUCACAUGUUCUAUCUAGGACGAAUAGGAAAUAUUCACUACAUUAAGUCACAUCAGUUCCCCUGCUCUGGGGGAAGAGAGGAGAAGGGUGGGAUGAGGAGAAAAGACGGAUAAAGUGUGUUCUGACUGAUGGAUGCGUGUUGUCAUCUAUUCUAUGAAGUAAAGCGACAGAUACAGAGAGCGUUGCUGGGAGAUGGUAUUCACCUGACAAAGACAUCGGCCGUUAGGCUACCCUCCUGACCGCAGUACUAGCCUGCAGAGAAACCUCGGUAUAGGUUACCUGAUCUAACGAGGAACCGGAUCGGUGUGACAUUAGGGAACAUACGCGAAGAAAGAACUUCCCCCGUUUCUCAGCUGCAAGUCAACGGUAUCACUUUGGCUUUCAUCCCGCCUUGAACCUCUUAAAAACCGUAAUUUAGAGCCAACCGCUGUUGACACGAGCGCUUUGCGGACGGUUCAACCAAGGACAGCAGAGGUUUGAACGGGGAUCUGAAGACACGUCGGACAGAGAGACAUGUAUCUAACAUCGACCUCAUAUGCACCCGACUGACAAACACACAAGCCACAGAAGAAAGCAGAUAGCGGCUACUGCACCGCCACGCGCACGGCGGGUCCGGUGCUCUCCCGGCUCACUCUGUCUCCCGGUUGUGAGAAUGGCAGGGGUCGCGUGUUGGAAAUGUUACCUCUGGAUCUUUAUUGUCGUGUUUAGGUCGACGUUACCUUCUGACGCCAAAUCACUGGAAACUAUCAUGUGGAGCACUCAGAAUGCCAAGUUCCUGUCAGGUAGAGGGGUGGUCAUCUACCCAGAUAUCGGGGACAAGCUGGACAUUAUCUGCCCCAAGGCUGAGUCAGGACGAGACUAUGAGUUCUAUAAGCUGUACCUGGUCAGGAGAGAGCAGGCGGAGGGGUGCAGCACGGUCAUGGACCCCAACGUACUGGUCAACUGUAACAAGCCAGAGAAGGACAUCAAGUUCACCAUCAAGUUCCAGGAGUUUAGUCCCAACUAUAUGGGUCUGGAGUUUAAGAAGAACAUGAAUUACUACAUCACAUCCACAUCCAAUGGUUCAGUCGAAGGCCUGGAGAACAGAGAGGGAGGAGUCUGUAAGACCAAGGCCAUGAAAGUGGUUAUGAAGGUCGGACAAGACCCCAACACUGUUCUACCAGACCCUGCAUUACCAGAGGAACCCGAGAGAGGGAAGGACAACGCUCUGGGAGGAGACUUCAGUCCUAGCCCUGAGGACAACCAGCUGCCUGGAGCAGGAGAGCCAGGCAACACUGACUCUAUAAACCAGGACAACAGGUCAGGAGGUUCCAGCAGCAGUGACAGCAUCCUGGGGUCAAAGGUUGCUGUGUUUUCAGCCAUCGGAGCUGGCUGCAUCAUCUUCCUCCUCCUCAUCCUCUUUCUCGUCAUCCUGCUCAUCAAGAUGAGGAAGAGAGUCCAGAAGCACUCUCACGCCCAGCCACACCCCUCCACCAUGGCACUCAGCACGCUGUCCAAUCAGAGCAAGCUGCCUGGCAGCGGGGGCACAGCCGGGACGGAACCCAGUGACAUCAUCAUCCCGCUGCGGACGGAGAAUAACUACUGCCCUCACUACGAGAAGGUGAGCGGUGACUACGGACAUCCUGUUUAUAUCGUACAGGAGAUGCCUCCACAGAGCCCAGCAAACAUCUACUACAAAGUCUGAGAGAGGAGGAGAGGAGAGAGCAUCUACUACAAAGUCUGAGAGAGGAGGAGAGGAGAGAGCAUCUACUACAAAGUCUGAGAGAGGAGGAAAGGAGAGAGCAUCUACUACAAAGUCUGAGAGAGGAGGAGAUGAGAGAGCAUCUACUACAAAGUCUGAGACAGGAGGAGAGGAGAGAGCAUCUACUACAAAGUCUGAGAGAGGAGGAGAGGAGAGAGCAUCUACUACAAAGUCUGAGAGAGGAGGAGAGGAGAGAACAUCUACUACAAAGUCUGAGAGAGGAGGAGAGGAGAGAACAUCUACUACAAAGUCUGAGAGGAGGAGGAGAGGAGAGAACAUCUACUACAAAGUCUGAGAGAGGAGGAGAGGAGAGAACAUCUACUACAAAGUCUGAGAGGACGAGGAGCACAUUAAUAUCCUCUAAAUGAGAAAAGCAAAUGAACAUCUACAAUAUCCACUACAGUGUGAGUUGAAGAGAGAAGGACAGGAGAGAUUGAACAUCCACUACAGUGUGAGUUGAAGAGAGAAGGACAGGAGAGAUUGAUUACUCUGCUACUGGACUGUUUUAUUUUAAUUUGGGGACUUGGCUUUUAACAAGCCCUUGUUUUUCUACCACCUACUGACCUAAGGAAAGGACACUUGACAGUGGACCAUGGACUGAUCCAGAGAAACUGAACUGACAGAAACUGUCCAGUACACCUUGUCCUGUUGAUGUGAUGUUUUACCCUCUAUCCUCCUGUCCUCUAUCCUCCUGUCCUCUAUCCUCCCGUCAUGACCUCCUGUCCUCUAUCCUCCUGUCCUCUAUCCUCCCGUCAUGACCUCCUGUCCUCUAUCCUCCUGUCCUCUAUCCUCCCGUCAUGACCUCCUGUCCUCUAUCCUCCUGUCCUCUAUCCUCCUGUCCUCUAUCCUCCCGUCCUCUAUCCUCCCGUCAUGACCUCCUGUCCUCUAUCCUCCUGUCCUCUAUCCUCCUGUCCUCUAUCCUCCUGUCCUCUAUCCUCCUGUCCUCUAUCCUCCUGUCCUCUAUUCUCCUGUCCUCUAUCCUCCUGUCCUCUAUCCUCCUGUCCUCUAUCCUCCUGUCCUCUAUCCUCCUGUCCUCUAUCCUCCUGUCCUCUAUCCUCCUGUCCUCUAUCCUCCUGUCCUCUAUCCUCCCGUCAUGACCUCCUGUCCUCUAUCCUCCUGUCCUCUAUCCCCCUGUCCUCUAUCCUCCCGUCCUCUAUCCUCCUGUCCUCUAUCCUCCUGUCCUCUAUCCUCCUGUCCUCUAUCCUCCCGUCAUGACCUCCUGUCCUCUAUCCUCCUGUCCUCUAUCCUCCUGUCCUCUAUCCUCCCGUCAUGACCUCCUGUCCUCUAUCCCCCUGUCCUCUAUCCUCUUGUCCUCUAUCCUCCUGUCCUCUAUCCCCCUGUCCUUUAUCCUCCUGUCCUCUAUCCUCCUGUCCUCUAUCCUCCUGUCCUCUAUCCUCCUGUCCUCUAUCCUCCCGUCAUGACCUCCUGUCCUCUAUCCUCCUGUCCUCUAUCCCCCUGUCCUCUAUCCUCCUGUCCUCUAUCCUCCUGUCCUCUAUCCUCCCGUCAUGACCUCCUGUCCUCUAUCCUCCUGUCCUCUAUCCCCCUGUCCUCUAUCCUCCUGUCCUCUAUCCCCCUGUCCUCUCCUGUCCUCUCCUGUCCUCUGUCCCCCUGUCCUCUAUCCUCCUGUCCUCUGUCCCCCUGUCCUCUAUCCUCCUGUCCUCUAUCUCCCUGUCCUCUAUCCUCCUGUCCUAUAUCCUCCUGUCCUCUAUUCUCCUGUCCUCUCCUGUCCUCUGUCCCCCUGUCCUCUAUCCUCCUGUCCUCUAUCUCCCUGUCCUCUAUCUCCCUGUCCUCUAUCUCCCUGUCCUCUAUCUCCCUGUCCUCUAUCUCCCUGUCCUCUAUCUCCCUGUCCUCUAUCUCCCUGUCCUCUAUUUCCCUAUCCUCUAUCCUCCUGUCCUCUAUCCCCGUCCUCUAUCCUCCUAUCCUCUAUCCCCCUGUCCUAUAUCUCCCUGUCCUCUAUCUCCCUGUCCUCUAUCCCCCUGUCCUCUAUUCUCCUGUCCUCUAGCCCCCUGUCCUCUCCUCCUGUCCUCUAUUUCCUUGUCCUCUACCCCUGUCCUCUGUCCCCCUGUCCUCUCCUCCUGUCCUCUCCUCUAACCCUAACCAGACUGGGUUUCUGGGUUCAGUAUCUUCCACUACAGUACUAUACCUACACAGCACAGUGUACUAUUUACUAGACCACUACACCUGUGUGUGUGCGUGUGUGCGUGUGUGUGUGUGUGUGUGUGUGUGUAUGUGUGUGUCAGGCAGCCCUCUGCUGGGGAUCCAGGUAGCUCAGGUAUCAGGCACAGUGUGUGUGUUCCUCUCUCCCCUCACACCUCUACUGUCUGCCUUUACUAUCCGUAGUAUGUUUGAUGGGAGAUUCCCUGGAUCCUGCAUUACUCCACAGACCUGUUGUGUUUGGUAGAUUUCCCUUCAAACACACAAUGUUUAGAAGCUACGAUCUCCUCCACUCUUUCACCAACACCACCACCCUCUCAUGUUCCCAUGGAGAUUACCUGGGUCUGCACUGUUUAUGGACCUGUGUGUGUGUGUGUGUGUGUGUGUGUAUUCCACCUGCCUGAUAGGAUCUUAGCCAUGCUCCAGGUAUUCUUUACCUCUUUUUAGUGCUGUGUGUU